Messenger RNA from Paramormyrops kingsleyae, 2871 nucleotides. RefSeq names its product amnion associated transmembrane protein (gene amn). The record is from RefSeq and is a predicted model, not a curated record. Gene Ontology annotation, biological process: receptor-mediated endocytosis; intracellular protein localization. Lineage: Eukaryota; Metazoa; Chordata; Actinopteri; Osteoglossiformes; Mormyridae. Gene Ontology annotation, cellular component: endocytic vesicle; apical plasma membrane.
AUUGCACAUGCGCAGAAAGGCUCGAUAGCACGUCUCGAUAGGUAGUAUUUUCCGACAGAACACCUGUCCUGGAGUUUGACACCCCUGCUCUAGAUGUUUCCUUAGGUUGGACAUGGACUGUUUAGAUGUCGACAACAUCUUUACAGCUGGUAAACACGCACUGCAUUGCACAGUUAAAUUUGUGCCUUUUUCCGUAAUGUAUCGAAAAUGUUUUUUAUAUUAUCAGCAAUGGAAUGCAUUCCUUUACUUGUCUGCCAUUGCCUGCAACAGAAACUCAGACAGCUCAGGCAAGUUAAUUAGCAAAAUGCAAAUGUAGCGCGACAGGAUAACCAAUCAGAAGCAUCGAAUAGUUUCAAACUUUCGGCUUAUGGAAGGAAAUAGCAAAGGAGGAUGUUUCGCAUAAGAAAAACAUGAAAAGCAAUAAAAAUACUGUUAUUAAAGAUAUUCACAUGGUUUUGCAUACAAUCUUAUGAUGUAACUAAAAUUGUAAUCAUGAAUAUUUCCAUAAGUAACUAAUUUAAUUACACUUUUUUCUCUAGUAACUGUAAUGGAUUACAAUUACAUUUGUUUUGUAAUUAAAUUACUUAACACCGUUACAUGUAACUCGUUACUCCCCAACACUGUACUCAAGAUACCACUUAAGCUUCUGUUACGUCACAGCUGGCGUCAUGGAGUCUAACCCUAAGCCAGGGAUCGCAGGGUGGACCCUGUUUCGCUACCCUUAGUUAACAAGAAACAAGAUUAAACCAUGCUUUGUUUUUUAAUUGUGUUCUAAUUUGAGAUUUUUUAUUGGAUCUUAGGAAGAUUAGUUCAAGUUUUAACUAGUCUUAAAUAUCCUCAUUAACAGAGGAGACAAAUUUUCCUGUUAGAAAAUAUUUUUGUGUGUACUGUACCUUUAAAAUAGUACACUGGAGGAUGACAACGCAUGAACCCAGAUUAAAGCAUCCAGCUGCAUGAAAACAAAGGCGAGUCUCUCGCUGCCAUCAUAUUGUUGUCAAUGUUUGACUGAUCCUCCGCCUUUGCUGGAAAUUUUUAACAUUCCUAUGGGAAAGCAUGCACUCGUGACAGUCAUUUCAGUGAGAUCCAAAGGUCACCUCACCAGCCUGGCACAAAACCUCAGAAUGUCUCCUGUGCUGGUCACCGCUUUAUUUCUCUGUGUCUUAGGCAGGACUCACGCGGUGUACAAAAAGUGGGUCCCCAACACCAAUUUUGAGAAUGGAACUAACUGGGACAAGGGAACAGUGCCUUGCAGUAGUGAUCGGAUUCAGUUCUUACCUCAGAAGGAAGUGUCUGUGUAUGUGGAAACCAUCCACGGCAUUCAGGAGAUGAACCUGCCUGUGGACGGGGAGUUUAUUUUGCCCCAGGGGGCAGGUUUCGCUGCCAGCAACGGCCAGAACGAUGACUGUGGACCGGGAUCUGAGGUUACAUUCAAGGACACUGAACUGCUGCUCUGGUUUGACCCAGCCCAAUGGCAGGCGGCCUCCUCCUGGGACAACCUAGAGAAAGGUCCUUUCCUGUUCUCAGUGCAUGGGGAAAGCGUGCCAUGCCCGCAGGACGACGUGGUCUUCUGGGCGGACUCCUCAUUCCGGGUGGACACCACGGCCAACCAGCUAAGCGUGCCCGUGAAAAGCGUGUCCGUGCUGGGGAACAGAUUCAGUUCCUCUGACGACUUUGCUCAGUACCUGAGCUCACACUCGGGCCGGCUUCAGUUCCAUGGAGCUUCCAAAGUCCAUGUUGGUGAACCAGGCUGCAGCGACAAAAUGGGCUGUGUUUGUGACAAUUCUGCGAACCAUGACAGGAUCUGCUCGGCCGUGAAAUGCGCGCCCACAGACUGUAAGAAGCCCCUGAGAGCUGCGGGACACUGCUGCGAUGUGUGUGGUGCAAUCGUGCAUUUGCGAUGCAAAGUUGGCUUUGACCUGUCAACAUACCAACAACGGCUGCAUCACCUCUUCCUCAUCCAGCCAUCCUAUCAAUCUGUCCAGCUGGCCAUGUCAAGGCUCUCUACAUUAUGGCCACUCAGGCUGUUAUCUCAGGAAGUGGUGGCUGAAAUUCAGGUGCUGAUCCUGGAUGGGGAAACGGGGGGCGAGUCUGGUAGGGUAGCAGAAUCUCUGGCUCGUGACAUCCUGAGGGAUGUCAGCUCCCAGGGAACACGUCUAGGCAUUGAAGGUGCAGACUACCAGGCGUCAUCAGGCGGCAGCAGUACAGAGGGGACCAGCAGCAACGCAGGAGCUGUGGCAGGAGGCGUGGUGGGGGUCCUGCUACUGGUGGCUUGCUUGCUCCUUCUGGCCGUCCUCAUCCAUCGGGGCAUCAUCAAGACCCCUAGCCUUCUCUCCCUGUCCAGCUGCAAGAAGGGCAGCGAGAUCGGGGAACUGGGUGGGCCCCUGGAUCAUGGAUUUGACAACCCCAUGUUCGACAAACCUACACUGAUGCCAGCUGAGCCUGAAUUAUACGUCAGAGAAACAGGUGGCUCCAUUGUUAUGACCAAUGCAGGCAUUCACUUUGUGAAUCCCAGUUAUGAUGAAACCGAUUUUGAGACCUGAGCUUUUUCUCAACAUCACUGAUUUGACUUGACUCAAUCUAGAAACACCUACGAUGAUCUUCCGAAGCAUUUCUCUGGCUAAUUGUCACGACUUGUGCUGUUUUGUCUCCAAUCAGUAAGUUCAGCCUAAACUUGAUUUUAACUUACUUUAUCUGCUAUAAGAAGAAGAUCAUAUUAUUUAAAUAUCAGCUCUGUGUUCCUAUUUAGAGUUUUAUACAUUUUUUAUGUGAAAUUUCCAGAGUAUCUAGUCCAUUUCAUGUGAUCUUUGUCACCUAAGCAUAUUCCAUUAUAGAAAAACACAAAUAAAAUCUUCUGAAUGUGAAUCUCUGAAA